CUCGUACCGUUUUGGAGGCCGGAAGCCCCAAACCCAUCUCUCUGGGCUGGAGUCAAGCUGGCAGCAGGGCCCAGCUCCCUCCAGAGGCCCAGGGGAGGACCCUCUGUGGCUUUUCCAUCUUCUGGUGGCCGCCGCCGUCCUGGGCUGGGAGCUGCUCACUCCACCCAUGGCCCCAUGGCCACACGGCCUCUCCCCCUGCUCAGUGAGGUCCCCCUGCCUCUCUCGGGAUGACAUUCAGGGCUCGUCCGGAUACAGGGCCCGUCCGGGCACAGGACGAUAUCCCCCUCUCCAGACCUGUCCCCGAACUGCUUCUGCACAAACCCCUUUCCCUACAAACACACACUCACAGGUUCAGAGGGUCAGCCCCAACACCCUUCGGGGUCGUGGUGCCACCUACCACCUCCUCCUGAGCCCCUGAGCGCUGGGCCUGGAGGGUCUAAGGUUUAAGCCGGUCCUGGGGCUGGUGGCUCCGCAGCCACAGCUCUGGACCGGCUCCUCCCACUAGACCAGAGUCUUUCGUGCUCAGCAGCCUUCACUGUCUCCGUCAGACACCCAGCCACACCGAAGAGUGAACAGGACAGCGCGGGGGACCCCUCACGCUCUCCGUACCCGGCGCAGAACCAUGGUGUCAGGGAGGGCAUUCCCCCUCUGCGCCUCCCUCGGGCCCCUCCCUCGGGGCCCCUCCCAGCCUCCGUCAGCCCUGCUCCCAGGGACUCGGCAGCCUCAGCCCCCUGUCCUCCUGGUGCUCAGUGGGGCUUCACACACAAAUCAGGCGUGCCUCCCCUGCCCCCCCCGAACCUUCCCACGCCGCACUCACGCACUCACAGCGCCGACUGAACACCCCUUCCCCGCCAGGUGCUGUUUCAGCACCGAGGACACAGCGGCAAACAGGACAGAACUGGGCCGUCCACAGGACAGAAAGCGUGCUAGUCCCCCACUGCUCAGGCACAAACUACCCCCAAACUUGGCAACUGAGGAUGGCAAGCAGGUGUGAUCUCCCCGUUUCUGGGGUCAAGAGUCUGGGCCCGGUGAGCUGGAUGCCCUGGCGCAAGGCUGCAGCCGAGCCGCUGACCCAGGCUCAGCUGGGAGGGGGCUGAGUCCUGUCCCUCACUGCUUUGGGCAGGCAUUGGUCCUGUGCCCCAUGGGUGUCGCCCCAGGGCUGCCUCAUGUCAUGGGGAGCAACCCAAGAAGGAGGAAGAAGUGACCGGCCCUCGCUUCUGCCAUAUUCUGUUGGCUCGAAGCAGGCUGCUCAGUGCGGCCCGUGCUUGGCGGAAGGAUCCACAAAGGCGUCAACACAGGACCGGGAUAGUUGGGGGCCACCGUAAAGGCUGCGGCCAGUCAGCAAACCAGAACGUACUCCAGGCAGUGGCGUGUGCGGGGAAAGGAAAAUGAAACAGGACGUGACGUGCUGGGCAGGGUCCCAACGCUGCACGUAAAGUGACUAGGGAAGGCCGUGCCGAGGAGGUGGCUUCUGAGUAGAGACCUGCAGCGGGCGUGUGAGUCUGGGGAAGGCGGCGGCAGCACGAGCAAAGGCCCUGGGGCAGAGCCUCCGGGGGACUGUGAGCCGGGAAGUGGGAGAUGAGUCCUGGCUGAAGGCAGAUGAGAGAUCUGUUAGCCUAGCCUACAUGUCACCCGCCUUCCUCCCUAUUGCCAUCACGUGGUCGCCCCCGCCGUCUUGCAGAGCCCGCUGUGGGACUUCUGCAGAGCCGCCCCCUCUGCCUGGGACCCCCCUAUCCUGGGUGCUGCACCUGCUCUUCCUCCAGCUCAGAGGCACUUCGCACUAAGAGUUCCUGCGUUUACUUGCCCACCGAUUGGAUCUCAAAAGGCGGUCAAAGUGUGCUCCAGGCCGGGGACACAGAGGCACAGGGAGGAAAGGACGAGUGAGUGAAGGAAGUUUUCUGCCUGGCUGCCAUAGUUUAUUCACUUUCAUAUUCCAUGUUUCAUGAUUUGCUUGCGUUUGCAUCUCAAGGUGAGGGUGAGAGAGACUGGGUGUGGAGGCCAGGGAGAGGCCGCUGGGACCAGCAAGGGGCGACAUGGCACAGGGCUGGGCACGGGGCAGGGGUCUGCACGCGAAGGCGGGAACCCGGGGCUCAGCGGGGAUAGCGGGAGUGCAGGGGAGUAAAGCCCGAAAACAGGUCUGGAUUCCGGACCGCGCUUUUUGGCGGAGGGGCUCAGCCUGCCCACCCCAGGAGUCCCGCCCCGCGCACUAAGCCCCGCCCCUAGCGACGCAGGUCCCGCCCCGCGACUUCACCCUGCCCCUGGGCACGGCCCUGUGACUAAGCACCGCCCAGAUAGCGCCGCUCGGCGCCCUGAGCUCUACCUGCUCGGCUCCGCCCGCCCCGCGCGGGUCUAACGUCUUCCGGGCCCGGCGGGGGCCCUAAGCCCCGCCCCUCCCAGGCCCCAGUCGGCUCGGCGCCCGCCCCAGGCCCCGCCCCCGAUUCCGGCAACGGCCAACUGGCGCAGGCGCCCUGGUCCCGCAGCCGUGGCCGCCCCGGUCGGCCCCGCGGCUGUCAGAAGAGCCAUGGUCCCGCCGCCGCCUCUCUGCACGUUGCCGCCGGGCCCCGGGCCCCCGCGCUUCAUAUGCUACUGCGAGGAGGAGAAGGCAGCUGGGGCCAGCGACCAAGGCGGCUUCAGCCUCUGGUGAGUGACGGGUCCUCGGCGCGCGGGGGGCGCGGGCAGCGCUGUGGACGGGGCCUCCUGACAGCCCCUCCCCCGCAGUGUGACGGACGCCGCGGAGCUCUGGAGCACCUGCUUCACGCCGGACGGCCUGGCGGCCCUCAAAGCCCGUUUUGGCCUGAGUGCGGCGGAGGACGUCACUCCCCGGUUCAGGAGGACGCAGCAACCCUGACCCUCUCGGGGGGCCCCUCCACACUGGACUUCGAGCUCUCCAAAGUGCCGGGCCCAGAGGCGGCCCCCAAGCUGCAGGCACUGACCCUGGGCCUGGCAGAGCGCAUGUGCAGCUUGGAGCGGCAGCUGGCAUGUAGGAUUGGGGGUGGGCACCCGCAGCCUCCCUCCCCGGGGCCCCCCUGCCCAUGCCUUCAUGCCUGGCUUUUCCCCCAGCUGUGGAGGAGAUGGCUGCCUGCCCCAGGAAGAGCCCUUGGCCAGUGGAGCCUCAGCAGUUCCUACCAGACCCAGAUUCUCAGAGAGGCUGCCCCGGACCUGGGGCCAGGAGGCGGUGUCCCGGCGAGUCCCUCAUCAACCCUGGCUUCAAAAGAAGCCAGCCAGUGGUGUAGAUUUUGAUGACCUCUGACCGUGCUGCAAGAAGUGUGACCCUGCCGGGAGUUUGCUUGUGAGAGGGGGGCCGGCCGCCGAGACCCCGUGUCACCCAUCCCCCACCCAUCCUGCCGCCCAGCAAGGACAAGCCUGCUUCUCUGAGCUCCGUCCGCAUCAAAUAAAUGGAUUUCUCAUGCA
Phyllostomus hastatus (greater spear-nosed bat) is the source of this 3411-nucleotide messenger RNA. RefSeq names its product PAXX non-homologous end joining factor (gene PAXX). The transcript has 5 exons. Gene Ontology annotation, cellular component: nonhomologous end joining complex; nucleus; site of double-strand break. Gene Ontology annotation, molecular function: molecular adaptor activity. NCBI's taxonomy places the organism in Eukaryota, Metazoa, Chordata, Mammalia, Chiroptera, Phyllostomidae. Gene Ontology annotation, biological process: double-strand break repair via nonhomologous end joining. Bases 2581 to 3240 code for a protein of 219 amino acids. The record is from RefSeq and is a predicted model, not a curated record.